Messenger RNA from Pieris macdunnoughi, 4884 nucleotides. The record is from the annotation of a GenBank genome assembly. NCBI's taxonomy places the organism in Eukaryota, Metazoa, Arthropoda, Insecta, Lepidoptera, Pieridae.
AUGGAUGUGACGGUUGCAGCGUGUCUUAAAGAAUCUAUUUUGGAUCUUGUUAAAGCUCUAGGAGACACUGAUAAUUCGGUAAACAACAGCAUAAUAAAAUCAAUCUCAAAAAUCGCGAACGAGUACCCUAAUGAAGUUAUUGAAAUUAUAUGUGACUUCUAUAAACAAGCAGGGCGAAUUAAUGUCACACAGACUGGAAAUAUCGUUAAAGUUUUAGAAAGAACAUGUGUGAGUCAAGUAAAAAAGAUAGAACCUGGAAUAGCAACAGAAUUGGUCCAUGCUAUGCUCAGGGCAAUGACUGAAAAUCCAUCAUAUGAACCUACUGUCCAAUUGGGAGCUUCAGCUGUUUUGGUAGCUGUAGGACAUGAGUUCCUUGACCUCGUUCUUCGCUCUCUUAUAAAUGAGCUGUCACCAGCAACAUUGCCCCACUAUACCAUAGCUCAUACCAUGGGUACACUAUCUAUGCUUAACACAAAAUCAAUGGUGCCGCAUAUAAAGGAGAUUCUUGGCAAAAUGCUUCCAUUACUGCCACUCGUGAGGCAAAACGGGGAUAAACAGGCCUUUGCUUAUGCUUUUGGACAUUUCGCCGUUGCUGUAGCUGAGCAAAUAGGCGAUAAUGUUGAAAACGACAACAUAACAUCAAUCAAAGAAAAUUUUGUCACCGAAUUCUCGAUUGUAUUCGACGUCCUCUACAAUCAAUGGCUGAACUCGUCUGAGCCUAGAGUAUCAGAAUCAGUUCUCGAGGCCCUUGGUCCCAUAACUAGACUUAUUUCAGAAAGACAAUUCAAUGAAACCGUCAACAAAUUUGUAUUAUCAUUGCUCUCGUUGUAUCGUAAACCGGCAAUCAACUUCUUUUGUAUCAGCCAAUGUAUUUCAUAUUUACUUUCGCCGUCAUCUCUUAACCCAAAAUUGUCGCUAAAUGACAACGUUGUCAAUUCAAUUAAUCAUGUCUUGUUUAGUUUAGUUCUCUUUGAACCAGAUUAUGAUCAACCACAGACAGUUAAAAAUCAUUUUGAGGUUCUACGCUGUUUUGAUCACAUGGCUACUCAAUAUCCAGAUCAAACUAUAGAAAUGCUUCUACAUUUAUGCAAAAACACACAAGAGAAAGAAAGGAUGAGAGCCGUGGUAAUUCUCACGCACUUGACGACGUGUUCGCAAGUUUUUAUCGACAGUUUCGCUACUAAAUUCAUAACAAUUUUAAAAGUUAUGAUAGUUAUGGAACAAGGGAUUAAAAUGAAGAAGACACUUGUUAAAGCAAUAGUUGCGUUAGCGUAUAGAAAUUGUAUCAUGGCUACAGAUGAUUUUGCUAUGGUUGAAUUUAUCGUAAAGCAUUGUGGUUACGAAGGUCCAUCUCAUGUGUCGCAGUCCGAAGCUCAGGAUGUACGUGAUACGUGCAAAAACUCCCUCAUACUAAUGUGCAAUACAGUGACAAGCGUUAGAACACAACUACUUAAUUUGCUUUUAAAUUCUCUGACACUUGAAGACUUUACUCUUUCAAUGUCCACAGUCAGCCACUGUCUUACGUAUUUGUUACAAAAUAAUUCAAAUGUAUCUAGAGACGAACCAGCAGAGACUGUAAUUGUCGCAAAAGCUUCCGCUGAUGUUAUAUUUGUGAGGUGUUUAAUGCACAUAGUUGACCCAAACGAAAGAGAAAGGAACAAAAACCUCUUGAUAUUCCUUGAAGAAUUUUCUGGAGAUAUCCACAAGAACUUAAAAAAUUCAUGGACGGUUGAAAUCGAUAGGCUAUUGAAAUACGUUGAGAAGAACGAAUCCAAGGAACAAUGGCACGGAAUGUUAUUAGAUUUAUUGGUAUCGGCAGUGGAACAGGUGAACAACAACAAAUGGGUGGAGAUAAUAUCUACUCUAAUUUCUCAACAAAUUAUGUCCAAGAAACAGUCGACUAUGAUCAAAGGCGUAUCUUUGCAAUACUUAUCUGUGUUGUCGUGUCAUAUGUCCAACGCUGCAGCUGUAGAGAAUGUGUUAAAAAUUAUCCUUCUAGCUCUAAAAGCUAUUCCAUUCGAGAGCGUGGAAUAUGUCAGCACGGCUAUUGGAAUAUCAUCAAGACAACAUGGUGAAUUUAUACUUAAUGAAUUAGAUGCACUAUACAAAGAAAAUGAAGCAAGACGCAGUAAUAAACUGCUGAACUUUCUUUCUUCAAGAGCAUCCAAAAAUGACGCAGAAUUGGCGAUUGUUAAAUAUGCCCUUAUAAUAUGUUACGGCAAAGUUGCAAGAGAAUGCUUAGAUGUUCACGUCUUAGCUAGAUUGGGCGAUAACGUCACUUCGAUACUGUUUGAAAUCCUGAAAUCGAAUCCCAGUUUUGAUCUUUGCAAUGCUAGCGUAACGACACUCUAUGAGAUAAGUAAAGCGUUGCAUCCAGCGUCACAUCAUAACGUAGCAUUGCGAAAUCGAUGGCAGUUGCUCAACGGGGUUCUGGAACAGAUAUAUAAUUCUAAUCUUGAGAAACGGAACGUUGAACUGUAUCCAAUAAUCGUAAAAGCCUCUAAAGCUCUUACCAAGUUACAAAAGGGCAUCUUACCUGAAGAAAGAAAUACGAUAUUACGUGUUUUAUUCAACAGCAUAUUCGGAGAACUGUCAUCCUUCAAAAGAAAAUACGAAAUAGAAGGAAACGGCGAUAAGAAUGAUUUGUUAGCUAAAACAUUAAAUGAUUCCUUGACACUACUUCAUGAGCUUAUAAAGGAAUUAAUUAUUCAAUCAACCUGUCUGAGUACUAUUGAUGAUAUAAUAGGUUUGUUAAUUGAAUGGAUUCGUCACGAAAACGAUGAAAUUAGAACAGCUGCCAUCUUGAUACUUCAAGUAGUUUUUGAUUCGUAUAUCAAAAACGUGAAAUUAAACUAUGAAACGCCCAGCAAGUUUGGCCAAAUGGGAUAUCUGUUAGGGCUUAUAGUGCCCGGAGUCGCUGAUACUAAUUUCCCCGUGAGAUUGACGACAGUUGACUGCGUAAAACUGAUUAUUCAGAUUCAAGAUCUUUAUGAAGGUCACACUAUUGAACCGGACGAUGAAUGUAUGGUUAAUCUAGCCCAUUUACAGAAUAAUAUUUUGACUAAUGAUUUAUACAUGAUCAGCGAUUACUGUAUGAGGUUAUGUGAUACAAUUUCGCCAAAAAUUCCGCAUUUGCACACCAUGCAAUUUAUUGAAAGUCUGCUAGAAAGCUACGACGGUCAUGAGUUAAGGAGCGUUGGGAUAAGCUCUAUUUUGGAUGCAUUUUUUGUGAAAAAAGGUCAAGAUUUAUAUCAAACAAUUGAAAGAAUUGUAGAAGUGAUGUUAAUUAAAAUGGAAGAUGUCCCAGACGACGCCAGAGCGAGGCUGAUGCGUCCACUCAUGUCUUUAAUGCGUCAUCAUUCGAACGCCGUGACUGCUGUUCUUUUGGCACAAAGGAUUCCCUUGAACCCAUGUGUGGUAAGCUGCUGGCGCCAUCUAGCUAGGGACGAAGGUCUGUCUGUGUCAAUAGUAGAUAAUUUUCUGCGAUUAAUGACAUCUGUUGAGCUGUAUGAGGACCCGUACCAUAUUACUGAACAUCACAUUGCUGCUUUACAACCUAUGACUUUAAUAAGCGCCCUAGGCGAAAUGCUUCAAGAGGAAUCAAUGCGUUCCAUAUGCAUUAACAAAUUCUCGGAUUUAUUUGCUGUACUUUAUACAACGUUAGCGUGUUAUGUGGAAGCGGAGCCCCCCGCAUAUGUCGUACCCAGUAAUAAGGGUCAAGAGAGAUUUGGAUUCAUACCAAAUAGAGAGGCCAUCAAGUUAUCACCUGCCAAAAUAACAGUGAACACCUUCAACUCGUUCCUGGAGAGGGCUGAUUGUUAUAAAGUAAAGGAGGCAUGCUCUCUGUGCCUUAGCAUCGAACACGGAGAUAGUUCCAGCACUAUACUUGAACUGGCUCCAAUAUUAGGUAGUUCGAUUAGCCGCUCGUGUCCGGCGCAUCUAGCUAAACUGGUAUCCAGACUUGGUGGAUACUGCAGAUCCCCAUUACCACCUCAAAGAUGUGCUGUAUUAGCUUUGAUGGCCGAUUUGUUGAAUUAUCGUUGCAACGAAAACGUUGUACUAAUAGAAGCAGUUCUCGCAAACCUGAGUAGUGGUUGGAAGGAUGAGUCUCCUCGUGUGAGGUCUGCUAGUCUUCGUGGUGCUGCCAACAUCAGCCAGUUAAACAAGGAACAACGAGCUGCUGCGUUGCCGGCUGCUUUGGCUGCAUUAAGCCAGGGGGUUGAUGCGCAGAAACUACCAUCCCCGGUGGACAACAUUCCCUUGGCCGCAAUACAAGGCCUGAGUCGUCUACUGACAGAAACAGAUAAAAUAGACAAAGAGUUCGACAGAGAAUUAUCUGCAAUUUCUCAGAAAAUCCGGCCUUUUAUGAACACGGAUUGCAGCCAGUUAAGAGAGAACUCUAUCCCUCAUUACCCUGCUUUUUUGUUGCAUCUUUGCGAUAAUAAUCCUGCUGUUGUGAGGGCUUGCAAAUCCACUCUCCGUCAAAUCUUUAAGACAUUCAAAGUUCGAAAGUCCAAUGACUUCAUCCAGACCCAUCUAGUGGAUGAAGGCAGGUUAUACCUGGAUGACUUCCUCUGUGCCCUGAUGAGGCAAUUGGCUGAUGAGAUGCCAAGUGCUGUGGUCAAGUGUCUCCAUACGGCGGUUAAUUAUUUGCACACGGCCAGGGAGGAUUUGAAGCCGUUUUCUCCAUUGUUGGUUGGAUACCUAUAUGCAGAUUUAUACCGCAUCCAACCAAAUCACCCAGAUGAGUUCAGUUUAGACCCUGAAAUCACUCGCACGGCUCGAACGAGGUUGCUACAACUCCUAAAAGACGCAAAUCCAGCCGUAAGACAAAAUUCGGCCUUUGCCCUCGCCAAUAUAUGCCUUAUUUGUACCACAAUGUGA